This is a messenger RNA of Parasteatoda tepidariorum (common house spider), 2781 nucleotides long. RefSeq names its product transmembrane protein 230. NCBI's taxonomy places the organism in Eukaryota, Metazoa, Arthropoda, Arachnida, Araneae, Theridiidae. The record is from RefSeq and is a predicted model, not a curated record. Gene Ontology annotation, cellular component: endomembrane system.
AUUUUACAGUAUGAACGACAGAAGCCUAAAUUUCCUUGGGGUGGCAUACUUUUAGCUAUAUUUCUUCUUGUUGCUGGUACUGUGCUUAUAGUUUUCUCCUGCCUUCUAUUUACUGGACAUAUCAGUGGCUCUCAUGCGGAUGGGGCUUGGCCUUGCAUGAUUCUUGGAAUGCUGAUGUUUAUUCCUGGUAUCUACCAUGUGAGAAUAGCCUGGUUAGCAUUUAGGGGUUAUCCUGGUUAUGUAUAUGAAGAUAUUCCAAAUUUUGAGUAGUGUCCACAGCCAACAUCAAAAGCAAGUUCUAGUCAUAUAAUCAUUACCAUUUUCUGUCUUUUUUUUUGUACAUAAUUAUAUUCAUCUUUUUUCUUCUAUUACAUAAUAUUUUGUGUCAAUUCUAAAUCUUUUUUACCCAAUUAUACCUUAUUUAAAUCUCUUAAUUGAAUGUAUGUAAGUUUGAUUUUUCUUAUAUUUAAAUUAAUUUUGACUUUUAUUUCUUUUUUAUUAACCUUAAGUCUUUGCCUUUCGUCUGACACAUGUAAUCACACUAUAUUAAAAUUAUGGAAAAUGCAUUCAACUCGUGGUCCUUAGGCUAUAAAAAGGGCAACUCCACUGAAAGUUUUCCUACAUGUGAAAAGUUUAAACAUGACAUUGACGAAUUUGACUUUUUUUAUAUCACUUUAAAGCCUGAAGUGUAUAUCUUAAUGUUAUGCAACUUGAUUUCUAUGAGCAUUUAAUUAAUGCCUACAUUUUUAACUGAAAAUUCAUAUUUCAAGAUUUUUUCAAAAAAUAUGAGAAACUGAAAUUUUAAUUAAAUAUUCCAUUUUAAUGUAAUAAAGGUUUUCUACCUUUAAUCUAUUUUAAGUUACAUAAUUCUACAAUUACAUAAAAUAAUUUUUGAAAAUAUAAUUUUAAUGAUCCUAAAAUUUCAAAUUAGCCAAUUUUUGUCUGAAAUCUUUUGUUGAAAACCUUUUUGGUUUUAUAAUUGUUAACUCUAAGUUUAGUCCACGAUAAGUUUACAUCCAUGAUAAAUUUUUUCCAAGCACACAAUUUAAAUAAUUAGUGAUAAAGACAUAAUAUUUUGUGUUCUGUCUAUAAUAUCAAACCAAGACUUUCAAAUUACAUGAAAAUAAAUGCUCUAAAUCUCACCCAUAGUUAUAAAUAUAAUUGUGAGAGACCACAUAAUUCCUAAUAUUUUGUUGUUUUGAGCUAUCACAGAACACAAUUUCAUAUCACUUUCUUUGAUCAAUUCGUAAACAAGAUUAGAUCACAGGUUUUAAGUUUUGUUGUCCCAUUCUUCUCUGGCAGGAAAAACUACCUAUAAUGGAUUGUCAAUCACAGAACUUAAUUUCAUAUCAGAAUGUAAUAUAUUUAUAAAUAAUUUUCAGAUGAUAUUUUUCACUAACAAAUAGAGAAUUUUUUUAAAAGAAUUUCUGAGAAAAUUUUUUUAUAUUUGCAAUGUUAUUUAAUCUGGUUUCAAUGUUCUAAUGUGACUACAGGAAUGCUUUGCAAUUUUGACAUUUGUGUGUUACCUCUGUGACAGUCAGUUUUUAGUUUUUUUAAAUUUUUCAAAUUUAUUAAAGUUAAAAAGCUUUAGAACACCACAAAUUUCCUUUACAAAAAAAAAUUAAAGUGCUUCAUGAUUUUUAGCUAAAUUAUAUGCAUUUAAAGUCUGCAUAUAUUAUGUCCAUAACGGUGGAAUUGCUCAAAAAUAUGUUUUAUAUUUAUAUGUAUUGUUUUUGAGGAAUGGUUUUCAUGUACCAUAUUUCAAUAUAUCAUGUGCCAAUGGUUUUCAAACUUUAAAAAAAAAAAACACUUGUUUCCUAAUUUUUAUUUUUAAAUUUUAUUUGAUGACUUAAAUAAAUAAACUAGUAUUUAAAAUCAAAUUCAGUUAAUAAUCGUAAUUAAAACUAAUUAAGUCCUUUUUUUUAUUUAUUUUCUAUCAGCAUAUUUUUAAGUAAUUAAUCAUACUGAACAUCAAUAUAUAAAAAUUAAAAAUCACUGUAAGUAUUUUUUUCUUUUUUAUAAAUUCCACCAAAGGUUCUAUUUUCAGUAUAAGUAUAGAUUUCCUGAUCCAGUGAACCCCUGCUAACCUGUUUUUCAUUUGCUUUAUUCUUGUUUUAUUUUCUCUCUUCUAUUUUUAUGCCAAAUAUAAUUUUAAACACAAUUUACUUUUUGUUUCCUUGAGUACAUACUAAUUUGAAUAUUUAAUUUUGCACAGUUUAACUGUUCUAGAUUCUUGUACCAUUACUAAUUUCCAACCAUUACUAUUGUGUCAUUACCAUUUUCCAUAUCCAACCAUUUUUCAAAAAACUUCAUGUUUACUUCUUAUGUGACUGAACCUAUAGUUUAAUUUGUUAUUAAAUAACUUUUUUUUUAUAAUUAUAACCUUUUUUUCACCGCGAAACCUGCUUUAAAAUCAUUGAAUUUAGAAACGUUUCAAUGUUUAAUAGACAGUAUUUAUUUUGGAUGUCGCUGCUGUAUAAUCUAUUCUUUUCUUUCAUAUAUUUUGAAUUUAAAACCACAAAUUUUGAAAAUUUUUUUAUCUGUUGUGAUAUUUUUUUAAAAAAUUAACUUUGACUCAAUUGGACAUAAUAUAAGAUUUUAACAUGGCAAUAUGAAUUGUUAAAUUUCUAACAAUGACAGGUUUUAUACUUUAAGGAUGUUCAUUGUUUACAUAACUGAAGUUUUUAUCAGGUCUUGUUAUAGUUGUUGAUAAAACAAUUCAGCCCAUUCCUUAUCAGUUUUAAGGGGGUGUAUGUCAAGUCACUGUAUCAGUUUUUUUUU